AUGGAUGUUUUAUCCCUUCUGGAUAUCCUUAAUAAGACUUUCCAGAAGUCUGAUUGUGACUUACAAACAUCACUUAGCAUACUGAAAUCCAUUAGAGAAAACCUAGAUGAUCUGCAUCAGAAGUACGCCAUAGAGAGCAUCACACAUCUCAUUUAUCCUGAAUGCGCUGCUACGACAGUGAUUGAACACGGCGUUGGUAGUAAAAGAAAAAGAACCAUCCCAGAUAAGUUUCAGGACUCGGUCUUGACAGAUAAGCUUCCAAUAUAUCGGGAUAUGAACAACAACUUGGAACAAUUACGUGCAUUAGCAGUUGAGGUACUUGACAAUCUUGAUGCUGAAUUUGAUAACCGUUUCAGUGAGUUCAAUACAGAACUGUGCUUGUCCUUUGCAACGUUGGAACCAUCCAAAGCCCCGUUUCUUGAUGCUAAUAAACUUAGACCUCUCCUGGACUUUAUCAAAACUAUUCCAGUAAUAAGUCAGAAAGUUGAAGAUCUCUCUUUUCAUAAACUGAAAAGUGAAUGUGACGUAUUUCGUAGUGUAAUACAGGAUUUCAAUGCCAGACAAGAUAGUUUGGCUGAGCUUGAAUUCCAGAAGAAGAAAGUCGAGAAUGAUGCAAAAAGUAAGAAGACUGUAAAGCCAAACGUGAACAAAAUGACAUGGACAACACUGCAUGGUGCUGAAAUUUUGCAGCAAAUGUAUUUGGUUGCUGUAACUGCUGGGUAUUCCAGCUCGGUUGUAGAAUGUGUUUUUUCUGCCCUGAAUUGA
This is a messenger RNA of Paramuricea clavata, 765 nucleotides long. Lineage: Eukaryota; Metazoa; Cnidaria; Anthozoa; Malacalcyonacea; Plexauridae. The record is from the annotation of a GenBank genome assembly.